Messenger RNA from Ogataea philodendri, 2493 nucleotides. RefSeq lists its product as uncharacterized. Lineage: Eukaryota; Fungi; Ascomycota; Pichiomycetes; Pichiales; Pichiaceae. Bases 1 to 2493 code for a protein of 830 amino acids. Gene Ontology annotation, biological process: attachment of mitotic spindle microtubules to kinetochore. The record is from RefSeq and is a predicted model, not a curated record. Gene Ontology annotation, cellular component: Ndc80 complex. The transcript is spliced from 3 exons.
AUGUGCGAGUCGAACGACAGAAGCGUUCCUAAGUUCCCGUCUGUCGCGUUUGUCAUGUCUGAUUAUCAUUUGGAAUCAUCGGUUCCGAAAAAAAGACAGUCGUUCUCGACAAAUUACAGCCAACAACCAACUGGUCAAUAUUUUAACGGUACAACAAACAUUUUGUCCGCUUUAGAUACAAAUAUCCCUAGUGGAUCGUCAAUCAAACGCAAAAGACUCAGUUUGUUACCAAAAAAUGUCAACAUUGGAGCUCCUAGAUUGCUGAACCAGCCCGGUGUCCAUAAAAGACAGAGCUCUUUUGGACUGUCCCAACACGCUCCUUCUGUGCAAGAUUUGGUGCAGAGAUCCAUAACCAGAACAGGACAUCAGGUUCCAGGAAGUGUAAACAGACGCAAAUCCAUGGCACAGGCUCCGUUGCCGCCUUCGUCAAAUGGAAGACUAUUUGAGAACUCGGUGAUGAACACCCCAGGCGCAAAUUAUCUUACGUCCACCACUCCAAAAGACCCAAGACCUUUGCGGGACCGUACUUUCCAAAUGAAAAUGCAACAGGAACUGUACUCAUUUUUGUCCACCAACAAGUUUGAUAUCGAGAUGAAACACCCACUCACGAACAAAACCUUGAAAAACCCUACUCAAAAGGACUUUGUGUUGAUGUUCCAAUGGCUGUACAAGAAAAUUGAUCCUGGCUACAAGUUUUUCAGAUCCAUCGAGCAAGAGGUGUACUCGUUGUUGAAAUUUCUGGAAUAUCCGUAUUUGGAUACCAUCAACAAGUCGCAGAUCAGCGCUGUUGGUGGCUCCAACUGGCACAUUUUCCUUGGAAUGUUGUACUGGAUGAAACAGCUCGUGAGCGAGAGCUUUGAUCUGGACAACAUCGAGCUCGAUAACUUCCAGGAGAUCCAAAGUCUGCCGCAGAACAACUCUGUUUUGUAUGACGAGUCGUUCAACGACUCGGUGGUGUUGAAAGAACAGGACCUUGUUGAUAAAUUGUUCACCAAAUACGCUCUCAAGUCGUACAAGAUGUACAUGUCUACUGGAGGAGCCAACUUUGACAACUAUUUUAGAGAAAUGGAGAAAGAAUACCACGGAUACAUGAAGGAAGUUACACAGAGACUUGGAUCGCUUAAUGAGGACAACCAGCAGCUGAACGCUCAGGUUGAGGAAUUGUCUGUUCAGAGCGAAAAAAUCCAUGCCAAUCACGAAAAAUCAAGAUUGCUGGAACUGGACGUUUCCAGGUACAAGGCUUUCAUUGACGCACAGAUGCAAAAGAAGCUCAAGUGGCCAACGACGAUCCUCAAGAUCGAGAAAGACAUUGAGACCAUCAAGGAGAAGCUUUCCAAAGCAGAGGAGUCGAAAGCACACAUUCUCACAAACCUUAAUUCGCGCAAUUUCACUGUCCAGACGAUCGAGAUGAUGCAUCGCGAGAGAGCACAGCUGGCCAAGGACAUCGAUUCUGUGGUGGACAAGAGCAAUUCUGUGCAAAAGACGGUGAACGAGAAGUUUAUGAGUUUGAAAAAAGCCUACGAGGGACUUGAAAAACUGAUCGAUUCAUACAAUUCCUACAUGUACAACCUGCUUCACUCGAUCACGUUCAAGGAGCUUCCUCAGAUCACGAUCACCGGGUUCACGGAGGAGGUGAUCAACAACGACUCAAAGCUGGGCAAGAAGCCCGACGAGAUCAUUCCGCAACUGAAGGAGCUCAACAUCAGAACGAACCUGACUGUGCUUAAGUACGAUCUUGUGGAGGCGCACCGGAAGAACCAGGACACGCUGAUCAAGCUCCAUGAGCAGCUGGACAACCAGCAGCAGGAGGUGACGUCGAAGGAGUACACGAUCCACGACCUGGAGUCGGAGCUUGCCAACUUCCAGGCCAUCGACAAGGACACCAAGGAACAGCUUGAGUUCGAGCUCUCGAGCAAGGACUCGGAGGUGGAGGCCGACCAAACGACGAUCCGCAAUCUGCAGAAACGCAUGCUAGCAGACCGCAAGGCAGCAGAGGCACGUCAUUUCAAGGCCAAGUCAGAGCUCGACGGGUUCAAGAGCGACCUGAAGUACCAAUAUUUCACGUUCUUCCACCGGAUCGGCGACUGUAUGAACCACACGCUCAAUUUCAAGAACGACAUCACCGCGGAGCUGGAGUCCAUGAACUCCAAGAUCGUCAACGAGUACCAGGAACACAUCGAGCUCAACAAGAUCAAGUACUUUCUUUGGAAGAACGGAUGGUGGGCCACUUCUUUGGCCUUGCUCUUGGAGUAUUCCACGUACGCCAUGUCUUCUCCUCCAGCCAAACCAGCCAGAGAUCCCUGGUUCUUGACUGCUCUGGAGGUGUUCUUCAUCUUCUUGGACACCCCGUUGCCGAUCAGGUUUUCUGAGUCCUCACCCAGCUCGAUUCCGGCAACGUCCUCGUUCUUCAGCAGAACUUCCUGGAGCAGUUCACGGCGCUCUUUGGCCGACGAGUACGCCAGGUUUGGCAGAUUCUCCAUUCCAUGCAAAUGA